CAAUUCUCAAAUCAGCCCCCUCCAUCUCAACCCUCCACCAUAACAAGUAACCAAUUCACACCAUGCCACUCUCUUCCGUCCCACAGGAGUACAGCUAUGUUCUCGCCAGUCUCUUCGCAGCAUCCUUGGUGAGCCAAUACCACACUAUUCUGGUUGGCGGUAUCCGCAAGGCCGCAAAGGUCCCAUACCCGAACGCCUAUGCGAGUGCCGAGGACGCCUCCAAGGACAAGGAAAAGUUCCGCUUCAACUGCGCUCAACGUGCACAUUCAAACUACCUCGAGAACCUUGCUGUCGUGUUACCAGCUUUCCUCGCUUCAGCGCUUCACUACCCCAUCGCCUCGUCCUCGCUCUUGGGUAUCUGGCUUGCUGGCAGAGUGGCGUAUGCUCGUGGCUACGCCGGCAGCGAGCACAACGGCACCGGAAAAGGGAGGUACAAGGGUGCGUUCUUUUAUGUCGGGCAGAUCGGGUUGGCAGUUACGGCUACAAUGAGUGCGUGGAAGCUCUACAGCUCUGGGCCUUAAACAUGAGCAUGGGUAUUUUUUUUUUUGGAAAUAGGGUUGGGACUUACUUCUUUGUAGUGCAUUUGGUUUCUUUCCUUGUCUGGACUAUAGCUAUUGUUUUCCUUGGAGCAUUAAAUAUACAAGAAGUUUUCGUCUCA
Molecule: messenger RNA, 658 nt
Organism: Tuber melanosporum (Perigord truffle)
Lineage: Eukaryota; Fungi; Ascomycota; Pezizomycetes; Pezizales; Tuberaceae
Exons: 2
Coding region: 63-521 (152 amino acids)
Cellular component (GO): membrane; nuclear envelope; endoplasmic reticulum
Molecular function (GO): glutathione peroxidase activity; glutathione transferase activity
Source: RefSeq, a predicted model, not a curated record